Messenger RNA from Menidia menidia (Atlantic silverside), 1971 nucleotides. The record is from the annotation of a GenBank genome assembly. NCBI's taxonomy places the organism in Eukaryota, Metazoa, Chordata, Actinopteri, Atheriniformes, Atherinopsidae.
AUGUAUCAGUGGCAACGGACGUCCAUCCAUUUUGACUAUUACCUGCGCCUGCGCAGUCCUGUCUGUCUGACCUUCAUAGGAGUAACCAUGUUCGCCAGGACCAGCGCUUUGGUGUUCUCCCCACAAUGUGGGCAGGUCAGGAACAUGGCUACCUUGAAGGACAUCACCAUUCGGCUGAAGUCCAUCAAGAACAUUCAAAAGAUCACAAAAUCCAUGAAGAUGGUGGCCGCUGCCAAGUACGCUCGUGCUGAGAGGCAGCUGAAGCCCGCUCGUGUCUAUGGCAAUGGCGCUCUGGCCCUGUAUGAGAAGGCUGAGAUCGCUGUGCCUGAGGACAAGGCCGCCAAGCAUUUGAUCGUUGGGGUGUCCUCUGAUCGUGGUCUCUGUGGGGCUAUUCACUCCAACGUAGCCAAGACCAUCAAGAAUGAGAUAGCUAAUUUGACUGGCGCUGGAAAGGAGGUGAUGGUGAUCAAUGUGGGAGACAAGCUGAGAGGCAUCCUGCACAGAACUCAUGGUGAGCACAUCAUGCUGAACUGCAAGGAAAUCGGCCGCAAGCCGCCCAGCUUUGGCGACGCCUCCAUCAUCGCCACCGAGCUGCUCAACUCUGGGUACGAGUUCGACAAGGGCACUGUCAUCUUCAACAGAUUCAGGUCCGUUAUCUCCUACAAGACCGACCGGAAGCCCCUGUUUUCCACAGACACAGUGGCCAACUCAGAGAACAUGGGUGUCUAUGACGACAUCGAUGCCGACGUGCUGAGGAACUACCAGGAGUUUGCAAUGGUGAAUAUCAUCUACCUGGCCAUGAGGGAGUCCUCCACCAGCGAGCAGAGCGCCAGGAUGACCGCUAUGGACAGUGCCAGCAAGAACGCCUCUGAGAUGAUUGAUAAGCUGACCCUCACCUUCAACCGUACCAGGCAGGCUGUCAUCACCAAGGAGCUCAUUGAGAUCAUCUCCGGAGCUGCUGCCCUAUAAACCGGCGACAUCAUCGUUCCCAUCGCCGAUAGCUCUUCAAAGUACUUUGGACACGUCGUUGUCGAGUCUAAUGAAUAUUUGUGCUUCUAUUUGUAAAAUAUAAGGAGAAAAUAAACCUCUUACGCAGACCUGUCACCUGUUUAUCAGUCCAUGUGUCUAUUUUCCUCACAAUAAAAGCUGAUAACUGAUAUGGAUGUUUCAGUUAAUGAUUUCCUCAUGAUUUCCUUGCAUUAAUAAGAGGCGUUUGACAUUAGUGUCUACAUGGAAACAAGUCUGAAGGUGUUUUUCUGCUUCUCAAAGUGGAAGGUGGAUUAAUUAUAGCUGCAUUUCUAAAUGUCACUAUCACAUCACUUCAUUUGGUGUCUUGUUUCAGGAAGUUUGUAUACCUGCUUAAGUCAAAGCAAUCAGCUGAAUAACAGGUUGAAAAUGUACGUCUUUACAGUGUCACGAUAACUGGUUUCCAUUCUAAUAUUUCUGAAAGACGGAAACAAAUGAAGUGCUUGUUUAGGUAGCUGUUAGCUAGAAAAUGGCUAUAAGUUACAUGUAAUUUAAAAACUUCUCUUUAGUGAACAUUUCAAUGAGAUAAGAUCCAUUCUGCCAAGGGAACAUCCUUUGUGAACUGCAUUAAAAAAAAAAAAAAAGAUUAAAAAAACAAAGUUGAAGUUAAAUUGGAACGAUGAACAUUUACUGCUUACAGGUCUUGUUCCCCCUCUGCUGUGUUUCAGCCGUUUCUAGUCUAUACAACAAAGAUGGACUCUUAGUUCUGACUACAUAACAAGGAUUCUGUAUGAGAAGAAAUGGGAAAGAUUAAAAACAUCCAAGGGCACUUCUAAUAGAUAGUUUUAUGGAUUUUGGUGUGAGUACAGCAAUAGCUUAAGGGCAUGUGAAUAAUUUGAGUGUUUUGGGAUCAUCAGUAAAGUGUCAGUGUUGCUUGUAAACAUGGUUCUCCUCAGGUGAUUAAAUGGAAAAACAUACUGAAUGAAAAAAAGAAUAAAAAAGGCA